AGAGAGAGAGAAGAGAGAGAGUAUAGAGUCGCUUUUAGUUUUUUUUUUUUCUCAAUUCUGUAUAACGUUAGUAUAAUACGCCAGCCUUUUCCAGCAAAUACCCAAUUGUGACUUUUGCCGUUUCUUUUUCAUAUUUAGUCCUUUCCUCUCAUCUCCAUGUGAUUAGAGCUUUUUUCUACUUCCUUCCCUGCCCAUCUCUUGUGUAUCCAAAUAGUUAUUUACUUUCUAAGCUUUUUUUCCUUCCUUUCUUUGUUUCUGAGUCGUUUCUAUUUUCAGAUUUAUCACUCGGAAACAGGCGUUAAAAGUAAAGCAAAUCUUGGUUCUGGAGCAAACUGAAGCGUUUAUAACACGGGCGUUUGAGUUCCUUUCAAUUACAUAAGGUAGAGAAUCAAUAAUCGCUUCUCACUAUGUAUCAGUUUACUAUGCCUGCAUUCACUUUUUCCUAGGAAACAAACCUCAAAGUUCUCAAAAAAAAGAAGAGUGUUCAGAGAGAGUUAGUUUUUAUUUUUAUUUUUUAUUUUAUAUAAUUUGUGUUUUUUGGUAUUGAUCAUGAGGGAUUUUCCUUCUUGUUUUGGGGAAAAUGGUAUUCAAGUUGCUGAUUCCUCAUCAUCUGGUACUACUGGUAAAAAUGCUCAGAACUUGGUCACCUGUGUUUAUCAGUGUAAAUUAAGGGGUCGUUUAUGCUUGAUUACCGUUACAUGGACCAAGAACCUGAUGGGUCAAGGCCUUAGCAUUGGGAUUGACGAUUCGGCCCAUCAAUGUCUUUGUAAGGUGGAUAUAAAGCCUUGGUUGUUCUCCAAGAGAAAAGGGUGCAAAAACUUGGAGGUUGAUUCUAGCAAAAUUGACAUGUAUUGGGACUUGACCAAUGCUAAAUUUGGUGCUGGUCCUGAACCAUUAGAAGGGUUCUAUUUAGCUGUGAUUUUCAAUGGAGAAAUGAUUUUACUUCUUGGUGACUUGAAAAGAGAAGCUUAUAAGAAGAUUGACAAUGACGCCGAGCGAGUUCGUUGUUCAAAUUCCAUAUUUGUGGCCAAGAGAGAGCACAUCUUUGGGAAGAAGUUCUAUGUGGCCAAGGCUCAAUUUUGUGACAAGGGUCAGACACAUGAUGUCGCCAUCGAGUGUGACACCGUCGGGCUAAAUGAUCCGAGCCUUGUGAUUCGCAUCGAUAGUAAACCGGUUAUGCAAGUGAAGAGGCUGAAAUGGAAGUUCAGAGGGAACAACACCAUUUUGGUUGAUGGGCUACCUGUGGAAGUCUUUUGGGAUGUGCACAAUUGGCUCUUUGGCAAUAAUAAUAACAUGGGCAAUGCAGUUUUCAUGUUCCAAACUUCCCUUUCGGCUGAGAAGCUUUGGAGCAACCAAUCUGUGUUUGAUCCUUCUGUGCUCACCCGGUCUUAUUCUCAGCAAAUUAAGGAUUGCCAAACGCAAGGUCUCGGAUUCUCGCUCAUAUUGUAUGCUUGGAAGAAUGAAUAGACAUGUAUUUACUUUACUUUUCCUUCUUUAUUCAGUUUUGAGUGUUGAUGUAAACUUCAGAAUGUUGAUUUUUGUUAAAAAUAUGUGAUCAAUACAGUAGUACAUGGUUUUUCCUCAGCA
This is a messenger RNA of Morus notabilis, 1587 nucleotides long. RefSeq lists its product as uncharacterized. The record is from RefSeq and is a predicted model, not a curated record. Bases 550 to 1467 code for a protein of 305 amino acids. Lineage: Eukaryota; Viridiplantae; Streptophyta; Magnoliopsida; Rosales; Moraceae. The transcript has a single exon.